Molecule: messenger RNA, 1674 nt
Organism: Apiotrichum porosum
Lineage: Eukaryota; Fungi; Basidiomycota; Tremellomycetes; Trichosporonales; Trichosporonaceae
Exons: 6
Coding region: 1-1674 (557 amino acids)
Molecular function (GO): acid phosphatase activity; metal ion binding
Source: RefSeq, a predicted model, not a curated record
AUGUCUGUCAAGCUCGUCCUCGCGGCUUUCGCGGGUAUCGCCACUAUGGUGGUCGGCGUGCCUCUCCCCAACGAGACCUACCCGCUCGCUACCGUCCCCGGCACUACACCUUUCAACAAGGUCGAGCCACUCCAGCAGCGUGUGGCCUUUAUCGAUGCCAACAACAUGGCCGUCUCGUGGAACACAUACGCGUCGCUUCCCGACUCGGAGGCUACCGUCCACUAUGGUCUUGACCCUCUCAACCUCGACCAGGUGGCAUACUCGAACCAGACCACCUUUGAGACCUCGCGCACCUUUUCGCACCACGCCGUGCUCUCUGGUCUCCAGCCCAAGACGCUGUACCACUACCGCGUCGCUCACACCAAUUGCUAUGCAUGCAACACCCUGCCCACGUACACCUUUACGACCCCGCGCAGCCCCGCGGACACUGAGCCAUACUCAAUCGCCGUUGUGGCGGACAUGGGUCUCAUGGGACCCGACGGCCUCACGACCGUUGCUGGCACCGGUGCCGCGGGCACGCUCCUGCCCAACGAGACCAACACGGUCCAAUCGCUCGCCCAGAACCUCGAUGCGUUCGAGCACAUUAUCCACAUUGGUGACCUUGCGUACGCCGACUACUUCAUCAAGGAGUCGGUGGGCGGAUACUUUGGCGCCGACAAUGAGAUUGUCAACCAGACCCAGGUUGUCGAGCGCUACGAGGAGCUCAACGAGGAGUUUUACGACCAGAUCACCCCGCUCACGUCGAGCAAGGCGUACAUGGUCGCCGUAGGCAACCAUGAGUCCAACUGUGACAAUGGCGGUGUUACCGACAAGACGCACAACAUUUCGUACACUGCCUCGUACUGCAUGCCUGGACAGACCAACUUUACGGCGUACGCCGAGCACUGGAACAUGCCCGGUACGCCUGGCGCCGCCAAGAACUUUUGGUACUCGUACGACGACGGCAUGGUGCACUACAUCAUCCUCGACUUUGAGACCGACUUUGGACAGGGUAUCUACGGCCCCGACGAGGUGGGCGGUACGGGCAAGCAAAUGUCUGGUUCGCGCGGCAAGGUCAACGAGCAGAUUGACUGGCUCAAGGCCGACCUCGCCAAGGUUGACCGCACCAAGACACCCUGGGUCCUCGCGUUCGGCCACCGCCCGUACUAUGUCAGCAUUGCGGACGCGCGCUGCACCCAGUGCCAGGAGGCGUUCGAGCCCGUCCUGAACGCAGGCGGCGUCGACCUCGUCAUGACCGGCCACGACCACGUCUACUCGCGCUCGACGGCCGUGUACAACAACACGGCCGACCCGGCGGGCUACAACGACCCCAAGUACCCAGUCUACAUCACCAACGGUCUCGGCGGCCACUAUGACGGCAUGGACGACAUGGACGCGACCCUGCCUGCCAACAUUGAGUUUGGUAUCGAGCACGUGUACGGCUGGUCGCGCCUGUACUUUGCCAACGCCACCCACAUGCGCCAGGACUUUGUUGCGAGCCGCAACUCGUCGGUCCUCGACUCGUUCUGGCUGUACAAGUCGCGUGGCGGUAACACCAGCCCCGUCACUACCACCUCCAAGGGCAACAACGGCAACGGCCAUGGAUCGCACACCAGCACCUCGAGCAGCCACCACAGUACCCCCACGCACAAGCAAAACGGUCAGAACGGCCAGGGCCAGAACGGCCAGAACUAG